Chlorella variabilis is the source of this 5217-nucleotide messenger RNA. RefSeq lists its product as hypothetical. NCBI's taxonomy places the organism in Eukaryota, Viridiplantae, Chlorophyta, Trebouxiophyceae, Chlorellales, Chlorellaceae. Gene Ontology annotation, molecular function: 1,3-beta-D-glucan synthase activity. Gene Ontology annotation, biological process: (1->3)-beta-D-glucan biosynthetic process. The coding region runs from base 1 to 5217 and encodes 1738 amino acids. The record is from RefSeq and is a predicted model, not a curated record. The transcript is spliced from 40 exons. Gene Ontology annotation, cellular component: 1,3-beta-D-glucan synthase complex; plasma membrane.
AUGCGUGCUGGCGGCUUUGUGGUGUCGAGCAAUGAGGCAGGCUGGCAGGCAGCGAUCCACACGGUGGUGCACCGCGUGGGCCGCCACUUUGGCUUCCAGGCGUUCAAUCUGGACCCACGGUCAGAGGCGCGCGAGCCCACCUUCAUCCCCGCCACCAUCUUUUUGGUCACCGACCACCUGUACCACCUUCUGGUGAAGAACUACAUGAGGCGGGACAAGGCCUCGGGCACGGACGAGUACCGGUGGACGCGGUCGGUGUACCGCCUGCAUGCCACCAUCUUCCAGGGGUACCGCGACUGGUGCCGCCACGUGGACCUGCCCGAACGCAUCAAGGAGCUGGCGCUGGAGGAGCUGCGCAAGGGCGGCGAGGCCGUGGUGCGCGCCUCGGCAGCUGGCCUGGAGUGGGAGUACCUGCUGGAGGAGCUGUCCCUGUACUUUCUCAUGUACAGCGAGGGCGCCAACCUGCGCCACACACCCGAGGCCCUCUGGUUCCUCUUCUGGUGCCUGCGCAACAGCCACGAGAAGCAGAUGCAGAUCACGGUGCCGCCGCCCAGCGACGCCCGCUCAGCCUCCUACAUUGCCCGGACCCCUGAGCUGGCCAAGGACCUGAUGAAGCUGCGCAUCCACCUACGCAACAAGUACCAGCGCCAGAUCUCGGCCUGGCGCCAGGAGCAGGGCGCCAAGCCCGACGGCGAGAUGCGGAGCAUCAAGGAGCUGGCCGACAUCCACACCGCGGCCAAGGCGGGCAUCACGGCAUCGGCCCUGUUCGAGGGACGGGGCAGCCGGGAAGUCAAUAUGGUGGCGGAGAUGGUAGCCUAUGGCGACUCUGGGGCAUACCUGGACAAGCUGGUCACCCCUAUCUUUGCCUUUUUGGCGGUGGAGGUGGACCGCAAGGGCACCAGUGGCGUGGAGAUUGCGGCGAGGGUGACGUACGACGACGUCAACGAGAGCCUGUGCAUGCCGGGGGUGGUGCACAAGACGCUGGCGCGGCUGGGGGUGCAGUGGGACAAGAAGACGCGGGGCAUCCGCGUGCCCAAGGACCUGUACACAAACCUCAUGGCGGUGGGCAGCGUGGAGAUUGUGACGAGCGGCAGCGGCGACGGCGGCGACGCCAAGCCGCCCGCGCCCGCGCCCGCCCGCCUCAGCUUCGACGCCGCCUCCGCGCGCGACUGGUGGGGCGGCUUUGUGUUUGGCAAGACGUACGUGGAGCGGCGCAGCCUGUUCACGAUGUACAGGCGAGUGGCGGGGCGGAGGACCUUCUUCCGCAUCUGGGCCUUCCUCAUCCUCGAGUUCCACUUCAUGUGCGUCAUGCUGUGGGGCUGGCCCGCCACCAAGCGAGGCUCCUACUACGCCCUCUGCUCCGUGCCCUGCAACCACGCCUUCCUGUCGCUGGCAGAGCAAGUGGCGGGCGCCUGGACGCAGCGCGCGCCGGCCAAGGGCAUCCGUGUGCUGGGGCGCCCCUUCUGGGGCCGCUACAGCCACGGCAUCAUCGACUGGCUGGCGCUGAAUGUGGUGCUGUACCUGGCGCUGACGGCGCAGCUCACCGGCUUCUUCUCCUUUGACAUCUUUUACUACGUCGUCAUGGGGUACAGCGGGCUGGUGGUCGUCCACGCCGUCGUCACCACCCGCGACGGCUACUGCGUGUCGCUUUCCAACCAGCUGGGCGCGCGGCUGCGGCGGUGGCGCCGCGACCCGCGUGCCUGCUGCGGCGCCGCCUGGACGCCGCUCAUCUGGCUGCUGGAGCGGACCGGCUGGUCCAACUUCUUCAGCAACCUGGUCUUUUGGGUGCUGGUGCUGGGCGCCAAGUUUGCCUUCGACUGGUACGCCCUGAUGAAGCCCCUCAAAGACCCCGUCAUCGCUCUGUGGAACUUCGACUGGCUGCGCAAUGGCGACAACUGGGGUGACGCCGACGCCAUCCUGGUGGUCGCCCGCUGCCUCCCCUCCUUCCUGGUCAUGAUGAACGACGCGCAGGCGAGGCAGCGGCUGGUGAUGGUCUUCUACUACAUCAUCAUGGCCCUGUUUGGCUCCAUCAAGGGCAUCGUGCAGCUCAACCUGGGGUCGGUGUCCACCUUCCAGGAGGUGGUGGUGAGCUUCCACAAGGCCCCCAAGCGCUGGUGGGAUGCCUGCACCUCCAAGAAGGGCAAGGAGAACCUGUUCAACGCCAUCGACGGCCUGACCAGCGGCGGCACCACGGUGGCGCGCCGCGGCGGCGGCGACUACUCCGUGCCCGGCGUGCACGUCAACCAGGACGCGCUGGCAGCGCUGACCGCCAAGCGCGCCAUGGACCGCACCCGCCUCAGUGCCACCGAGCGCCUGCUGCAGAACACGCAGGACAUGGUGAAGCAGAGCGAGGCCAAGAAGGUGCUGACGUACUUUGAGGACAACCGGGUGGCCAUGUGGCUGGUCUUCUCUGACGUGUGGAACGCCAUCGUGGAGGAGCUGCGGGCGGUGGACCUGGUGUGCGACGGCGAGCGCGACAACCUGCUGUUUGUGCACCUCGACAUCGACCCGACCAUCGAGAUACUGGAGGGCAUGCGCCCCUUCAUGAUGCCCGUCUUCUUCUACGGCGGCCAGAUCAGCAAGGCGCUGGAGAGCGCCAGCCUGAACGCGGCGCAGCAGGUGGCCCUCACCGAGAUCCGCUCCCUGCUCACCUGGCUGCUCAUGCAGCUGGGGGUGGUGAACCGCGAGCAGGCAGACGUGCUGCUGCGCUUCCAGCCGCUGCCCAGGCCUUCCACGCUGGACCACCGCGCGGCCCGGUCUGCGGGCGUGGACGAGGUGGUGAAGCUGCUCAAGGCCCUGCAAAGCCUGCAGGCGCGCGUGCCCGACGACGCGGCGCGGCGCAACCGCUGGAUGGCGGCGGUGGGGGUGCGGGGCAACCUGGAGAAGCUGGUGCGCAUCCUGCGGCAGGAGGCCAAGGCCGUCCUUGACGAGCAUCGCAAGCCACCUGUCAGCGCCGCAGACACCAACCCCGGGCGCAGGAUGCACAAGCAGGCCGCAGAGCUGCUGGAGGUUCUGAACGAGGUGGAGGUGGACAGGCUGGACCGCUGGCGGUGGCAGGCGUAUGUGGGGGAGGAGGCGGCGCUGGAUGUGCUCUACCAGGAGACCCCCGACACGCCCUCCAAGCGCUGCCUGGCCAAGGUCGUCAAGCAAGUGGCCAAGAUGCUGCAGACGAGCGCCAAGGGGGCGCAGCCGCGGGGCGAGGAGGCGCAGCGCGUGCUCUCCGUGUUUGCCGCCUCUCUCAAGAACCCAACCCUGGAGACCCCGCCCUCGAUCGAGGACAUGCUGAGCUGGAACACGCUGACCCCGCACUACGAGGAGGACGUCAUCUACGCCCUCAACUCGGUGUCGGUGGCCAAGCACUUUGGCAUGGACGCGGUGGCGGCGCGGGGCAUGAGCGACCUGAUGCGUGAGAACGAGGACGGCGUGAGCGUCAUGCAGUGGCUGCGCAGCGCCUACCCGUCCGACUGGGACAACCUGCUGGAGCGGCUCAAGCCCAAGCUGGGCGGGCUGGACCCGCGCCACGUGACGGACGCGGACUUUGAUGUGGGCGGCCCGCUGCACCACGUUCAAAUGGAGCUGCUGCUGUGGGCCUCCUACCGCGGCCAGCUGCUGGCUCGCACCGUCAGGGGCAUGAUGGCGUACGAGAAGGCGAUCCGCCUGCUGGCCCACCUGGAGUGCCCGCAGCCCCCCGGCAUGAGCGACGUCAAGUAUUUGUCCCUGGUGGACGACGUCUGCCGCUCCAAGUUCACAUACGUGGUGGCCAGCCAGGUGUACGCCGCCAACCGGUACAGCAGCAGCCCCAAGGGGCGGUGGCUGGCGCGCGGCGUGGACAUUUUGCUGCACCAGUACCCCAGCCUGCGGGUGGCCUUCAUCGACACCUUCCACGGCCAGGCGGGCAGCCAGCAGUACACGGUGCUGAUCCGGGGCCAGGUGGGCACGCCUGCCAGCGACCCCGAGGGCACGCAGGAGCUGUACAGCGCCUUCCACAUCAGCGAGGACGUGUUUGCCGGGUACAACGCGGUGCAGCGCAGCGGCAGCGUCAAGUUCAAGGAGUACAUCAGCGUGGGCAAGGGGCGGGACAUGGGCUUCGACUCCAUCAACUUGUUCGAGUCCAAGGUGUCUGGCGGCAACGGCGAGCAGGUGAUGUCGCGGGACGUGCACCGCCUGUGCACCCAAUUCGACUUCUUCCGCCUCCUCUCCUUCUACCACUCGGGCUCCCUGGGCUUCUUCAUCUUCCGCUCCCGCACCACCGCCUUCUACUUUGCCAACGACGUGCAGUACGGCGGCGCCAAGUACAUCCCCACGGGGCGCGGCUACGCCAUCAAGCACAACACCUUCGUGUACACCAGCUACGCGCGCAGCCAUCUGUACUACGCGGCAGAGCUGCUGCUGCUGGCCAUCCUGCUGCUGCUCAUCGAGACCACGAGCUACGCGGGGGUCGCCUGGUCCACGUGGAUGGUCUCCAUCUCCAUCCUCUGGUCCCCCUUCUGGUUCAACCCACAGACCUUCCAGCUGGAGCGGUGCAAGGACGACUUUGAGGCCUGGCUGCUGUGGAUGACCGACGUCACAGACACGUCCACCAACACCACCUGGUUCUCCUGGAACAAGAGCCAGCUGGAGAAGGCGCGCAACGAGGGGCGCACGCAGACCAACCCGCUGGCCACCGCGCUGCGCGGGGUGGUGUCGGGCCUGCCCACCGCCCUGCUGGUGGUCGCCUCCAUCACCCGCCUGGACAACACCACCUACAACAAGUGGAUUGUGUUUGCCACGCUGUCGGGCGGCUUCUGGGGCUGCAUGGUCGUGGUGUGCGUGAUCAUCUUCAUCCCCGACGCGCUGUCUGUGGGGGUGGGCAUCAAGAAUCUGAUCCUCAUCCUGCUGGCCAACUUCUCGGGGGCUGCCUUCCUGGUGCAAGUUCUCGUCUACGCCUUCCGCGGCUCCCUCUCUGCCCGCCGCGUCGUGGACAGCGCCUACCGCAUGCUGGACUGGUUCAUGGGUUACUUUCUGUUUGCCUUCCUCUUCCUCCUCUCCUUCCUCUUCAUCUUCGACAAAAUCCAGGGCGCCCUGCUGUUCAACAUGAAGUUCGCAAAGGCACUGGAGCGCUCGCGCCUGCUGGAGGCCAACUACCUCACCUCGUAUGUUGACCGCGCCUCCGAGCGCAGCAAGAAGACGCUCAAGGAGGAGGUCAUGAAGGAGCUGGGGGCAGACAAGAAGAGCUGA